CGCAAUAAAAACCCAAACAUCUGUUCUACAAAUGCCGGAGCUGCUCGCCGGAAUGCCCAUCUUCAGAUUACUCUCCCAGUCUUGAUGUGUAUAAACUAGAAACAGCAGGCCGCCGGUGACCGAUGAACGCAGAAAUGAGGUGUCUGAGACAUUUCUCCGACUUGAGCAGCGCCGUCGGCGGCGUCUGCGCCUCCUGCCUCCGUGAUAAGCUCCUCGUUAUCAGCGAGGCACAGGAGGCAGAGCGCCGUAGAACUCGGCCGAUUGUUUUCCCGCGGUCCGUUUCGCCGUUUAGGAAGGAAUCUGUGACGGCCGUCCGCCGCGGCUUGGCGGACCGGUUUGUCUACGGCUCUCCACAGUUGGGCCCGAAUGGGGAGCUGAUUUCAUGGAACGAGUACGCGGAGGAGAAGCAGGAGAAGAAGAAGAGAAGCUAUGGAUUCUCGUUGUUUUACAAUUUAUUUAGGUCUAAUAAAUCCGGAAAUCGGGGAACGAAUUCGGAUCCCGUGGCGUCGAAUUCGGACGAUCCGAGCGAUUCACCGAUCGGAGCCGGACCGAGAACGGGGCGGAUUAGCGACAGGGGAAUAUCGCCGGCGACGUAUCCCAACGAGGAGGAGGGAGAGCAUUUCCACGACGCGUCGAGCGGGUGCUCGACGCCGUCCUCGCCGGUGCAGAACCGGACCACAACGACUCCGGCGGCGAUGCCGCACCACAGAGGCGGCCGAAGAACUCGUUUCAGCCGGAGUCCGUCGGGGAUGACGUCUUGUCUGAACCCGUUGGUGUGGGCCAGCCCCAAUCGGGGCUGGAGCCGGAGGGAACCGGAUGUGGUGUAUCCCGGCGAGACUACAGCGGCUCCGGGGAACUCUCAGAGUACGACGUCGUUUUGCAAGAACCGGUCAAAAAAACUCGCGGAUUUCGGGCGGUUCCGUCCCAACCGUUGAAUGCUACCAAAUUACCACUUUGGGCUUAAUGUCCAAAUUUUCCAAUUCAAUUUUGGUUAGUAGUGCCGGAAUAUCAUGCUGAUAUUUUGUGCAGUCCAAAUUUAUGAAAAGUGUCUAGGUUCAAAUCAUACGCGGUGUAAUAUAUGUUUGUACACUCAUACACAUCUAUACACAAAAACCAAUUACACUUUAUGACUAGCAUAUACACUAGGAAAGUGUUGUGAAUGCAAGUUAGCAUUUUGUAUACUUG
This is a messenger RNA of Cuscuta campestris, 1185 nucleotides long. The record is from the annotation of a GenBank genome assembly. Lineage: Eukaryota; Viridiplantae; Streptophyta; Magnoliopsida; Solanales; Convolvulaceae.